Molecule: messenger RNA, 4805 nt
Organism: Protopterus annectens (West African lungfish)
Lineage: Eukaryota; Metazoa; Chordata; Ceratodontiformes; Protopteridae
Gene: TNFAIP8
Product: TNF alpha induced protein 8
Exons: 2
Coding region: 214-840 (208 amino acids)
Biological process (GO): regulation of apoptotic process
Cellular component (GO): cytoplasm
Source: RefSeq, a predicted model, not a curated record
CCAGUGGGACGAGAAGAAAAAACUUCAGUUUAUGAACUGCCACCAAGUAUGCAUGUUGUCUGUCUCUUUGGCUGCCUGUUACUCGGCAGGGAGGUGGAAUCAGUAUGCCAUAGCUAAGCUUUGAUUUGUCAAGUUUACAGAACUUUCCCUUUUAAUCCUUGCUUUUUUCGUAACAAGUUGACUCAGUUUCAUUUGGAGUGUGCUACAGCUACAAUGUGUUCUGCAGUGAUCUCCACAGAAAGUAUGGGCUCAGAAGCUGAGGAUUCUAAAGACGUGGCUACAGAUGUCUUUAAUUCCAAGAAUCUGGCUGUUCAGGUCCAGAAGAAGAUCCUUGGAAAAAUGGCGUGCAAGUCAGUGGCGAAUGCCCUUAUAGAUGACACAAGUAGCAGUGUUUUAGAUGAGUUGUACAGCGUAACCAAGGAGUAUACACAAAGCAAAAAAGAAGCAGAGAAGAUCAUCAAAAAUCUCAUUAAAAUUGUCCUGAAGCUAGCAAUUCUCUACAGAAAUGAUCAGUUCAAUGAAGAUGAAAUCGCACUAAUGGAGAAAUUUAAAAAGAAGGUUCAUCAGCUGGCCAUGACAGUUGUCAGUUUCCAUCAGGUGGAUUUUACCUUUGAUCGGAAUGUUUUAUCUAAAUUGUUGAAUGAAUGCAGAGAAAUGCUGCAUCAGUUGAUAAAUCGUCACUUAACAUCAAAAUCACAUGGACGUAUUAAUAAUGUCUUUAGUCACUUCUCAGAUUGUGAAUUUCUGGCUGCUUUGUACAAUCCCUAUGGAUCUUACAAGUCUCAUUUGCAAAAACUGUGUGAUGGUGUGAACAAAAUGCUAGAUGAUGGGAACAUUUAAGGAGCUGCACUCCCUUGGCUUUUCUGACAUAAUUGUAAAGGAACUGCUAAUCUAUGAAGGAAAAAAGGGACCACACAAAUGGGUAAAAAAGAAUAUAUACAUUGUGUAAUAAAACCUGAUAUGAAAACCUGUAUUUGAUUGUUUAUUGUAAUGAGACUCAUUUUAUUGUUUAUACAAGUCUAUGGGCAAAAAGGCCUUUGUGUCAUUGUUUUGUAAUGCAUCUCUGUAGAAAGGCUGUAAAAAGAGCUGGAAUUUGGCUGAAAAAUAAAGCUGCUAUGGUAAGAUACAAUUUCUUGUUGAAAAAGAAAGGCUAUAAAGGCCAGGUUAUGCACUAACAUAUGUGUCACAGAAAAAAGCAGCAAUUUAACACUUUCUUACAUUAUACUGUCUCGUUAAAUAUCUGGAUCCCCUCUUCCCCACUCCAGUGCAUUUACACGAAUGCAUGUUAUUGAGUGAAAAUAAGCAGUAGUCUUCCAAACCCAUUUAGAUGGAGAUUUGAAUUGUACCUUCCAUCAUGAUGAUUUCACCCUUCCAUUAUCUAGCCUUUGUGGAGCCAAAUAAAGGGGGAUUCUUGUUCCAGCUGACAAAUUUGUUAUAUUUAAACAUUUAAGAAAAGCAUGAUCUCUCAAGAGCAAUGCACUCAGGAUGAGGUAAUGAAAAUGUAUUUGUUUAAAUGUUGGUGGUAAAUGAAUAGUUGUACUAAACAAAUGAGUACGGGAUACAAAUUGACAGCUAGGCAGAGGGUGAGGAUCCAGAUGUUUCAAUGAGUGUCUCACUUUAUUUAGCAUGCUUGCUUUAGUGGUAAUUUACUAUUAAACACCCUAGACGUCAGAAAAUAGGCUUCAUUCUGGUCUCAUCAUCUUUUCAGGUAACUUGUUUUUUUUUUUUUCCCUCAAAGUGGGUUUUGUAAAACACUGCAAGCCAUCUUAGGAAUGUAGAUUAACAGAAGUGAAUGCAGAAGUCAGGCCAGCAGCCUUUUUCAGAAACUGGCAUUUGUGCUUACUACUAAAAAAAUUGUGUUAAAAAAUGGUUUUAAUAUUCCUUGUCCUUUACUUAUGAGAAUGAUGUGUACCUCAGACAACCUACUGUAAUCCUAAAACUGCCUUGAUGGCCGUGGGAUGAUGUCUGCGAAUACACUGUACAUAGAAGUAAGAAAAGACUUCAGAACCUUGUCUGAAUAUUGACAUUAGCUUUACAGACUUUUGUCUUAAGUGUGAAGCUAAGAUUUAUUCUGUAUGAUAGCCCAGCACUGCCAGUAAAGAUAAGGGUUUAAGGGAAGCCCUAGCCCCCAUUUCCUUUUCAGUUUGCAUGCAAUUUGUUUCUCUGUGGAAUAUAUUUGCAUCCCUGACAUAAAGUGCUGUUGUCUCAGUCGGUUUAAAGUUUUAAUUUUUUUUUUCAAAUUGAUUUCAAGGAGUAACAGGCUGGUUAGACUCAGACUGCUGCAAUUGUGAAUAGGAUGAAAACUGAUGUAGUACUUUGGUGGACUAAGGUACAUUGCUGUGCAUUUUAAUUAAAUUGUUUAGAAACAUGUUAAAACUUGUUGAGUUAGCUUUUUUUGACAGAUGCCUUCAUAAUUUGAGUUAAUUUCCUGGAUUAUUUCUGAAGCUGUUUAAAAGUACUGAGGAAAUGUAAAUCUUAAUUAUUUUAAAGCACAGUUCCAGUUCAGUACAGUGCAAGACUUACUAAAAACUAAUAUGCUGCAAAAUUGAUAUUUGCUUAGAAAAAGGUGUUUAAAAUUACUUAAAUGUCUGCAGUAGUGUUUAACCAUAGCACGGUGUGAAAAAGCAGUCACAGCUGGAGACUAAGAAUAAUUAGUUUUAUUCUUUCUCCUUUUCAAAUUAAUGUGUUGUGAUUGUGUGGCAGUAUAUUAUUUGAAUUCUUUGCAGUUUGUUGCUGUCCCAUGCCAUUCAAUGGAUGGCUUUAAAUUGGGGGAGGGGGAUAAAAGACAUUUUAUUCUCUUACAGUUAAAAGUAUUGUACUGUUAUGUAUUUUCUAGAUAUUGCUACUGAACUGAGAUCUGAACUUUGUUACUGAUAUGAAAUUUCUGACUUGUGUUGAAGGGACUCUAAGACCAGCCAGCUCAUUACUUCUAAGUGAAAUGGCCUGUAAACUGCUACAUUUUUUUUAUAAUAGCACCAGUUUUGUAUCACAAUUGCACCAUUCUUUUAUAAGUAGCACAGCUGAAGUACUUCUCCCUUUAAUACAUAUUAAGAGUUCCCUUAAAUGGCUUUGGAAAGUGAUAUUGUGGAAUCUGGAGGGUGGAGUGUCCAUAUGUUCAGUGUUGGCUUUUUAAUAUUUUUACUUUUUCUUAGGGGGUCCCUUUUUAAAUAUCGAUUUGACUUUUGGAAUUGGUUAUAUUAUGAGUGUACUGCUGUUUGUGGUGUUAUGCUCCCUUGAUAUCAUAUGACUUGCAGGUAAGACAAGACAGUGCCCGUCAGUAUAAUUUAGGCCUUCUUCACCUGAAGGAAUGUAGAAGGAAUGUUAGUAGUCAGCUCUAAGCACAUUAUCAUACUCUGGCUGACUGUAAACUGGAGUGAAAAGUGCUGUAUGUGUGCAUAUUGUCAUUUUAAAAAGUUCAUUUUUCUAGAAAAUAAUACAAUAUGCUCUGCAAAAAAUUGUAUAAAUGUUUAUAUUCCUAUAGGGAAACAUAAGGAAGAAAAUAAGCCUGUUGAAGUCUUGGUAUCAUUGCAAUGAGGCUACUCACACUGCAACAUAUCUGGUUUUGUAUAAAAGGCACCAAACCAGCUGUCCUCAUAUAAACUGUAUGAAUUUAAAAUAUUUUAAAAAUUUGCCGUUGAAGUAACACCCUUGCAUUCCUUAUUCAUUGACACGAACAGCUGAGAAAUGUUUCACUUGUUCAGUUACCAUUUGAAAAGUCCCUUUUUGCUUGCUGCAUUUUAAGGAAGACUAAGUGUUCUGACACACUUAUACUUGACCACUGACUUGCAGUACUGAGCUAAGGAUAGAUGUAAAACUGGCCUCUUGCUUUGUGGGAUUUAUGUUGGCUUUUUUGAGCAUAAUUGGGAGUAUAUAUUCAGUCUAUUUCCUUGUAAAAACAAGCCUGUCAUGAGGUAAAAGAAUGCUUCACAGUGUAAUUUAACAGCCUGAGUGUCUAGCAUCCAGCCUGGAAAAGCAUAAAGCAGCAGUUACGUCAUACUGUAAAUUCAAAUGCCUUUCAUUUUGUUUGAGCUGCAUUGAAAUUUCACUGUGGAAAAAAAGUGCACUGCAGUUUAUCUGUGGAUUUAGUUUGGUUUUCGCUGUAGCUUAAUCAGUGUUUCCUGAGCACAAAAUGAUUUCUUUGGAAUAAAUAGUAAUUAUACAAUGUUUUCAGGUAAAAAUUCCUUGUCUGUGUUAAGGCACAGAAAAAUUUGAAUACUUCACCUCUGUCAAAGUUUAACUUCUCAGCAAGUGACCUUUAACUGGCCAGUAUUGUAAUUUCCAUUUUAUACAGAUGUUUUGGUGACUGUAAAAAUGCCUGGUGAUUUUGAAGUGCUCAUUCCACCCAGAUUUAACAUUAAAAACAAAUGUCUUUCCUUGCUGAUGCUUUUAAAUGUUGAAUAGUAAUAUAUGCUGCAUAGAUGCCAAAAUGUAUUGUAAUGAGAAUAAAGUAUUGUGUUGCACAUAACGUAUGUGCCAACACUUAUGUUUUUUAAAAGUAUUUCAAGUCUGGAAAAUGUAUUCAGUCUGUGAUUCCGUCAGAUACUGUAACUCUGUAAUAUUUAAAACAUGUUGAGGCCUUUAAACUGUAAACAGCAUAAAGGAUUUUAAAUAGUCCUGUUCACUGGAAAAAAGUAAGAUUACUUUAUGCUUUGUUAAAUAAUUUCAAGCAGAAUUAUUUUUAUACAGUAUGUUUCUGAAUUUGCAGUUUGAUAAGCCUUCAUCUAAUGAGAAACGUUUUGUUGUUUUGCAUCUUUUUAUUUUCUGUGUGUUUUUUAAAGUAAACCAAAGAAUUUGUUUGCACUUCA